CCUCGUGCAGGGGUCCAUCAGCCUCCCGGAAGACGCUGCAGUGUUUACAAACGCGUGAAGCACGUGUGAUUGUCCCAGCAGUGUUCAUCUGUACAGACUGAUCAACAUGAGGGUUGUGGCGUUGAUCAGUGGCGGGAAAGACAGCUGUUAUAACAUGAUGCAGUGUGUGUCUGCUGGACACUCGAUCGUAGCCCUCGCCAACCUCAUGCCUCACAAACACGCUGUUUCAGAUGAAUUGGACAGUUAUAUGUAUCAGACUGUUGGAUAUCAAGCCAUUGAUCUGUACGCUGAGGCGAUGGAUCUUCCCCUGUACAGGCGCACUAUUGAGGGAUCAAGUCUGGACACAGGGAGAGAAUACAGCCCGACAGAUGGAGAUGAAGUGGAAGAUCUUUACCAGCUCUUAAACCUUGUCAAGGAGAAGGAGAAGAUUGAGGGCGUGUCUGUGGGAGCCAUUCUGUCUGAUUAUCAGCGAGUUCGUGUGGAGGAUGUGUGUGCACGACUUCAGCUUCAGUCGCUGGCGUACCUGUGGCACAGAGAUCAGUCUGAACUGCUCAGUGAGAUGAUAUCCAGUGGUAUUAAUGCCCUCCUCAUCAAAGUGGCUGCAUUCGGAUUGGAUCCAGAGAGACAUUUAGGAAAGUCCCUGGCACAGAUGGAGUCCUGUCUGCAAGAGCUUUCACAGAAGUAUGGAGUUCAUAUCUGCGGUGAAGGGGGUGAAUAUGAGACCUUUACCACUGACUGUCCACUGUUUAAAAAGAAGAUUGUCAUUGACGCUAUGGAAACUAUCAUUCACUCGGCUGAUGCCUUUGCUCCUGUGGGUUACCUACGCUUUACACAAAUGCACACGGAAAUCAAACAUGAGGACCCUGACAGUCGGCCGAUGGCUCUCAGUAGAUGUUCUUGCCUUAACACCAUAGAUGGGAUAAAGGAGGAGCUGGAAUAUUCUGGUGAAUGUUCAGAUGAUCUGGAAGAGUUUUCAUCAAACACUGUGAGCUGCCGUCAUGAUGAGCUGGAGCGACAGACUUCAAUCUCAUCCAGGAGCUCAAUGGGUUACCAGUGGAUAACUGGUCUGACGGGGCAGCACGCAGACGUCCACAGUCAAACCCAGCACGUUUUCACACUACUGGAAAGUGAACUAGAGGAGAGAGGUUUGCUGUUGAAUCAUGUUGUUUUGGUUCAUGUGUAUGUGAGUGAUAUGAAGAACUUCAGUCAGAUCAACUCUGUGUACUGCAGCUUCUUCAAACACAAACCACCAGCGAGGGUCUGCGUUCAGGUCCCUUUGCCUCUCCACCAGCUUCUGAGGGUGGACGUUCUUCUUCAUCACUGUGAGGAUGAUGAGAGAUUGCUUCAGAGAGAAAGACUUCAUGUCCAGAGUUUGUCUCAUUGGGCCCCGGCCAACAUCGGCCCCUACAGUCAGGCUGUGCGGCUGGACGAGGCCGUGUUUUGUGCGGGUCAGAUCGCUCUGGUACCCUGCACCAUGCAGCUGGUGAGCGGGUCGGUGGAUCUUCAGGCUUUGCUUUGCUUCAGUCAUAUGGAGAAAGUUCUGGGCGCUGUGAAGUCCAGCCUGACGUUAAAUCACGUGAUGCAGGCUCACAUAUACGUCACACACCGUAAAUAUAUCCCCACCGUCACGGCAGCCUGGAGCAGAAAACUACACAACAUCCAGUCGGACCGUGAGGAGAUUACAGCUCUGAUUCAAAGCAGCAUUGAAGUCGUGUCAUCUUUACCUCGAGGAGCAAAAGUUGAACUGCAUGUCAUCGCUGUCCAUGAUGAACCCAGACACAGAACUUCCUGUCACAUGACAUCACAGAUACCGGGCGGCACAAUCGAAUGCCAGUUACUGCAGUCCGGUUGCGGCCGAUACGCCGCCAUUUCUUUGUCUUUGUGUAUUAAAGCGGUAAAGCCGAUAGAAGAGCUGACGGGAACUGAAAGAAUCGUUGAUGCUCUGCUGUCUUCAGUCCGGGACGCUCUGGAGAAAACUGAGAAGAAUCUCACAGCGCUGUGUGCAAGAGUCUUUUAUCAUCCAUCCAUCACAGACAUCGCCACAGGGUUGGAAAGACGUUUGAGAAAGGAUCCGGACCGAUGUGCUCCCGCUGUGGCUCUUGUUCCUGUUGAGGCGCUGCCUGACCGUCGUCUUCUUCAGGUCUCCUGUUGGCUCAGUGUUUAAUAAAUCAUCUCACAGAGAAACUCAAACCAACAACAGACCAUCAAUUUACUGAUGUUGAAAGAUUUUCUUUGUGUCUUUAAUACACAGCAUGAAUCUUUCAAGAAAUACAGCAUUUUUAAAUCAACUUCUGGAAAACAUAAUUUGUCACUUAACUUACAGGGGACAUAUCAUGAAAAUCAGACUGUUUUCAUGUUUACGUGCUAUAAUUGGGUCCCCAGUGCAACCCAGUAACUUAGUUUUGGUAAACCACUCUCUGCAAGCAUGUGAAAAAAUAAGUCAUUGAAAUUUGUCUCCCCUUGUGAUGUCAGAAGGGGAUCUUUCAGUUAGGUUAUUAUUGUGUGUGACAUUACAUUUGAAGACCGUUUAAAGACUAAUGCUUCGGUUAGUUUAAUAGACAAAGAUAAAUGAAAUCUGUGACCCUGGUCAUAAGUCACAUUGGUAUAUUUCUAGCCAUAGUCAACAGUACCUUGUAAGGAUCAAAAUGAUCGAUUAUGAUCUCAUGUAAAGAUCAUGAAGAUAUUUUGUAAAUGUUCUAUCAUUAAUUUAUAAACUUUUUGAGAUUGGAUGCAGCAAAGUCGCAAACAAAAUUGGAACUCGCCUACAAACUUUGCUCUUUAGGAAAAACCCACUCAAGUGUGGUGUCUAUUUAAAGGUGUAAUGUGGGGUUUUAGUGGCAUCUGGUGGUGAGAUUGUGAAUUCCAACCAACAGCUGCCCCUCUAUUUUAAGACGCACAGAGAAGUUAAGGUAGCUGCCACAGGACAAACAUGUCAUCAUAUAAGACAGCGUAGUGAUAAAGUAACCCUAACACUUUAUAGAUCAGUUUGUCGUAGAGAGCGCUAAAGGUGAAUUUCUCAAUAUUUCAAAGCAGAAUAUCAGAGAUGUGAUGAAGACCUGAAGAUUUCACACACUCUUAGAACGAAUGUGUUAAAAACAACACAUUAGUGUUGAUUCUGGGACAACACACUAACUGCAUUGUCCCAGAAUCCACCCAUCUCUGUGUUAUUAUUGAAACAACACAUUUUGUGUUACUUUUAACACAACAUGUGUUAUAUUUUAACACAAAAUCAACACAAAAUGACACAUAAUGUGUUAAAAUUACACAU
Messenger RNA from Paramisgurnus dabryanus, 3268 nucleotides. It is a transcript of the gene dph6, whose product is annotated as diphthamine biosynthesis 6. The record is from RefSeq and is a predicted model, not a curated record. Gene Ontology annotation, molecular function: diphthine-ammonia ligase activity. Lineage: Eukaryota; Metazoa; Chordata; Actinopteri; Cypriniformes; Cobitidae. Gene Ontology annotation, biological process: protein histidyl modification to diphthamide.